GAGUCGAUAUAAAUGCUAAAAACAAGAUAGGCGAAACCGCUCUCCACAUCUCCAUAGAAUACAAUUCGCUUGGCCUAGCAAACUUGCUGAUAGACUUUGGUAUCGAUAUUAACGCAAAUAACUUUCUCCUAUCCCAAGCAACAGCAUUACAUAUUGCUAUUGAAGCGAGAAAUUCGAAAUUGGCUUCGUUGUUGGUAAAACGUCAUACUAAUGUCAAUGUGAAGGAUAGCCGUCAGCAAACACCAUUGCAUAUAGCGGUUGAAAAUAAUUCCAUAGCAGAAUGUGCUCUAUUGAUUGAAUACGGAGCAGAAAUCAAUUUCAAGGACAGUCAUGGGUCAACCCCUUUGCAUAUUGCAGCAAUGAACUGGAGACCAACUUUAGUUAAGUUGUUACUGGAUAGUGGCGCCUCCAUUGAUGGAAUGUUAGAAGAGCCUCAUUCCCUGGCAUACAUCAUAGAAUGGUACACACCUAAAGAUAACCAUAACGAGUUGCGUAGAUUUCUUUCCGUGCUCAAGUUGCUCAUCGAUGCUGGUUGUGACCUUAACGGUGUUCAAUAUGCUAUGGACAAGUUAGAAGCAAAUAUUCCAACACUACGAAACAUGAUGUCCGUGUCGUCCAAUCAACAGUUGAAAAAAAAAUGGAGUAUUGCUUUGGGCUCACCAUCAAAGUAUGAAGCAGGUGACGACGACGAAGUUGAAGUUGAAGAUAAUGAUGAUGAUAUUGAUAUUCACAUUGAUGAAGUUGAGUACUCUCCAUAUCAAUUGAUAGACGAUUUGGUUGAUGGAUUAAAAAACAAUCAGAUACAAGUUGAUAGUAUUCAUCACAAAUAUGGUGGUAUUGGAUUCCCGUCUUUUAAACGCCUUCAGUUACAUGAGACUUUCAUCAUCGACGAAACCGAGUAUCAAAGUAGCACUGCUGGAACAGCUUCAUUCUCACAAAAGCUGGGUACAUUGCACUUUGAAAACAGUUUUACGACAAUCAUUCAAUCCUUGCUCGACUGCGUUUCUGCCAGAAUUUUCACCUCUGCCAACUCCUUUAUGUUGCAGUUGGACGGAUCGUUCGACACAAAGAUGGCAUAA
Molecule: messenger RNA, 1079 nt
Organism: Umbelopsis ramanniana AG
Lineage: Eukaryota; Fungi; Mucoromycota; Umbelopsidomycetes; Umbelopsidales; Umbelopsidaceae
Exons: 3
Cellular component (GO): cytoplasm
Molecular function (GO): protein binding
Source: RefSeq, a predicted model, not a curated record